Arabis nemorensis is the source of this 2001-nucleotide messenger RNA. NCBI's taxonomy places the organism in Eukaryota, Viridiplantae, Streptophyta, Magnoliopsida, Brassicales, Brassicaceae. The record is from the annotation of a GenBank genome assembly.
AUGAAGAUUCGUUUAAACCUCCUUCUCCUUCUUCUUUUACCUCUAAUCAUUCUUCUGUUUCCGACAUUAUCUCUUGCUCAAGACUACGGCGACGAUGCCCCGGCCAAGGACACUCCUCCUCCAGGUCUGGUCCGUUGCAACGGAGUUUACAUGUCUUACAGUUCCGGCGGCCGCGAAAAGUUGUAUCCUCGCACCCAUAACGCCACGGCUCAAGCCUGGUCGUUCAAAGCAACGGCCAUGAUCGUUAACACCGGUAUUGAAGAGGUCAAAGGUUGGCAAAUGUUUGUAGGGUUUCACCACAGAGAGAUCAUUGUUUCCGCGACCGGAGCUGUCUCCUCGGAUGGUGACUUUCCUUACGAUGCAAGCAACGGGACGACGUUUAUCGGGUCUCCGAAUACGGAUCUCAAGACCUCGAUCGCGACUGCUGGAGAUUACACUCAGAUCUCCACAAACAUCGAGAUAACUGGAACGGUUUUUGGCGGUAAAGGCACGGCUACGCCAUUGCCGAAAACGAUCAAGCUCACAAAUGAUGGAUGGCAAUGCCCUGCUGCUACUUCUAAAGGUGGUACAAUGCAAGUUUGCUGCAAGAGGAACCCAAAGUUUAAAGCUAAAGAAAAGGUGAAAACCAAGUUCACGCCUAGAAGACGCGGUGACCUGAACAUAAUCUACGACAUUCUUCAAGCCUACACGAGCAACUACAUGGCGCAGGUGACUAUAGACAACACUAGUCCGUUGGGACGGCUAGACCAUUGGAACUUGACAUGGGAGUGGAUGCGAGGCGAGUUCAUCUAUUCGAUGCGUGGAGCCUACGCAGCCGAGAAGAAUCCAUCGGAAUGCUUACACAGCAAGGCAGGGCAGUUCUACGGGGAUCUAGAUUUCUCCCAGGUCGCUAAUUGCCAGAAGAAACCGAUCAUCAAAGAUUUACCGGCUGAACGUAAAGACGAUAAUAUCACCGGGAAAUUGCCUUUCUGCUGCAAGAAUGGCACUCUCUUGCCCACUCUCAUGGAUCCCUCUAAAUCCAAAGCUAUUUUCCAAUUACAGGUGUACAAGGUGCCACCUGAUCAGAACAGAACAGCAUUCUUUCCUCCUCAGCACUGGAAAAUCGAUGGAAUAGUGAAUCCGCAGUACAAAUGCGGACUACCAGUACGUGUGGACCCGACGGGGUUCCCUGAUCCGAGCGGUCUCCAAGCCACCACCUACGCUAUCGCCAGCUGGCAAGUCAUAUGCAACAUUACCAAGCCUAAACCACAAGCUGCACGUUGCUGCGUCUCUUUCUCAGCCUUUUAUAACGACUCAGCCAUUCCUUGCAACACUUGUGCUUGCGGCUGCGAGGAUAUCGAUACUGACACUUGCAACGCCAAUGCCCGACCGCUUCUCCUCCCUCCGGACACGCUCUUGGUACCGUUUGAUAACAGGACGCUCAAGGCAAAAGUAUGGGCAAAGCAGAAACACAUGGCUGUUCCAAAGAAGCUUCCUUGUCCUGACAACUGUGGAAUCAGCUUAAACUGGCAUCUUAACUCGGAUUACAGUGAUGGAUGGUCCGCGCGGGUGACGUUGUUUAAUUGGGGAAAUAAUGCAGUGGAGGAUUGGUUUGCAGCUUUGGAUUUAGGCAAAGCUGGUUUAGGGUAUGAGAAUGUUUACUCCUUUAAUGGGUCAAGAGUCCCUCCUAAGAACCAGACCAUUUUCUUCCAAGGCCUUCGCGGUAUGAACUACUUGAUCGGUAUCACUAACGGGACGAAUCCUGCGAGAGACCCGCAGAUUCCCGGGAAAAUGCAGUCGGUUAUAUCGUUUAAAAAACGUAAUUUGGGAAAUUUGAAUAUCCCCGGAGGAGAUGGAUUCCCUAAGAGAGUUUUCUUCAAUGGAAAAGAAUGUGAGCUUCCUAAGCAUUUCCCGAAAAAGAGUUCCGGGAAGAGACUAUCCGGUAUCCGAUUUUUGCCCUCGAUUCUCCUGACGGUCACAACAUUUUUUGCGAUCACGAAUCGGUUUCUAAGCGGUCUAUAG